UUUGAAAAUGAUAUUUUUCUCAUGAAUCUUAGGUUCUUGAUGCAUUGGGUGAGUCAGUUCCGUGUGCAUCCUAUGACUCAUGGAUGGUGUACAUACCUGAAGGCGAGUUCUUGUCACGAAUAGGCCCCACAGAGUUUCUCAAGGACCUUGAGAAGUAUGUAGGUCUUGAAGCUGUCCGUGAGUGGAAAAAGCUUCUUGAUGUGGUUCUGCCAAUGUCGGCUGCUGCAACAGCUCUUCCUCCUCUUUCUAUUCGAGGGGAUUGGGGUGUUCUCUCGACAGCAGCAGCUAGAUAUGCUCCAUCUUUAUUGAAAUCAUUUAUCCAAAUAGGACCUCAAGGAGCUCUAGGUGCUACUAAGCUGUUGAGACCCUUCUCAGAGAUUAUUGAUUCACUGGAGCUGAAAAACCCUUUUAUUCGUAAUUGGGUGGACCUGUUGUGCUUUCUACUUGCAGGGGUCAAAUCUAAUGGGACACUCACGGCGGAAAUGGUUUAUAUGUUUGCAGAAUGGUAUAAACCAGGGUGCUUGCUUGAAUAUCCUCUUCAUGGAAGUGGGGCAGUAGUAGAUGCUCUUGUGCGAGGAAUGCAAAAAUUUGGUGGAAGGCUUGCAUUGGGUACUCAUGUUGAAAAUAUUCUGGUUGAAAAUGGUCGAGCUAUUGGCGUCAAGUUAAGGAGUGGACAGAUUGUACGUGCCAAGAAAGCUGUUGUAAGCAAUGCAUCUAUGUGGGACACUUUGAAUUUGCUACCAGCAGAUGCCAUCCCAAAAUCUUACCAAACUAAAGUUAAAGAAACCCCACAAUGUGAAUCAUUUAUGCAUCUCCACUUGGGUUUUGAUUCACAGGACAUCCUGGAAGGCCUGGGAAUCCAUCACAUAGUUGUUAAUGAUUGGAGCAGGGGUGUAGAUGCUGAUCAGAAUGUUGUCUUAAUUUCUGUACCUAGUGUGCUCGGUAAAGACUUGGCACCCCCGGGGAAACAUGUUUUGCAUGCUUAUACUCCAGGAACAGAACCAUUUGGCUUGUGGGAAGGGCUUGAUCGUAGAAGUGCAGAGUAUCGAGGACUCAAAGCAGAACGAUCAGAGGUAAUGUGGAGAGCUGUUGAACGUGCUCUGGGUCCUGGAUUUAGUCGUGAAAAUUGUGAUGUGAAAUUGGUAGGAACGCCACUUACUCACCAGAGGUUCCUUAGAAGGAAUAGAGGAACAUAUGGCCCAGCUAUAAAAGCUGGAGAAGCCACGUUUCCUGGUCAUUCAACACCCAUCCCACAGCUCUUUUGUUGCGGCGAUUCAACUUUUCCAGGAAUUGGAGUUCCAGCAGUGGCAGCUAGUGGCGCUAUAGUUGCCAAUUCUUUGGUAUCUGUUUCACAACACUCUGAGCUUCUUGAUGCUGUUGGAAUUUGAUUGCCAUGGUCAGCAUACAGCUUCUUUUGGUGCGUCAUGGACAACAGCAGACAUAAAGCCAGUUUGUAGAGGUUCAUGAUUGACAGCACUUGAAAUUGGUGACUUGGUAAUGGCAAUGUAAAUUUCUAAGGAGAGGCUGCAAAAAACCCUGUGGCGGCUUUUGAACUUCUGUAUUAUAUGUGCAAUUUGUUUGGACAACAGACUGGUUAUAUCAAAAAAUACACAUCACAAACACUGUACCAUGAAUUCUCAAAAACAUUGUAUGUUGGAGAUACUAUGAUCUACUAAUGCAAGUUCAGAUUGCCCUGACUC
Messenger RNA from Phoenix dactylifera (date palm), 1700 nucleotides. Lineage: Eukaryota; Viridiplantae; Streptophyta; Magnoliopsida; Arecales; Arecaceae. The record is from RefSeq and is a predicted model, not a curated record.